AGUAAUGAUCAGCUGUCUUCUGGGGAGUGGUUGACUACGAAAGGGUGUUUUGGUGGUUUUUUUUCAACUUACCCAGGUAAAUUUACGUUCCGACCGCGUCAAUCAACACACAAGUUUCUCUAUUAUUUUAGAAAGGAAGACGACUCGCGUAGCAUCUGUAGCACAAAAUCGUCGUUUUGCUGCAUACCACCAGAUAAGGAAAUGACGGAAUAUUGGUUAAUAUCCGCCCCAGGUGAAAAAACCUGUCAGCAGACAUGGGAGACGAUGAACAAUCUUACAAAUAAGCAGAAUAGUUUAUGCGUAAAUUAUAAAUUUCAUAUUCCAGAUUUGAAGGUCGGUACCCUAGAUCAGUUGGUAGGUUUGUCCGAUGACUUAGGAAAACUGGACGGGUUCGUGGAACAGGUGACCCGCAAGGUAGCGCACUAUUUGGGUGAGGUUUUGGAGGACCAGAGGGACAAGUUGCAGGAAAACCUGAUGGCAAAUAACAGCGAUCUUCCCACUUACCUCACUAGAUUCCAAUGGGACAUCGCCAAAUACCCAAUUAAGCAAUCCCUCCGCAAUAUUGCUGACAUCAUCAGCAAGCAAGUGGGCCAGAUCGAUGCCGAUCUAAAGACUAAGUCUUCGGCCUAUAAUAAUCUGAAGGGUAGCCUUCAGAAUUUGGAGAAGAAGCAGACGGGGAGUUUACUCACUCGGAAUUUGGCCGAUUUAGUUAAAAAGGAAUACUUCAUUCUAGAUUCCGAAUACUUGCAAACUUUGCUGGUAAUUGUUCCUAAAUCCCAGUUCCACGAGUGGAACACCACUUAUGAAAAGAUCACAGAUAUGAUAGUGCCCCGUUCGUCGCAGCUAAUCACCCAGGACCACGAAUACGGGCUAUUCACUGUAACUCUGUUCAAGAAGGUAGCAGACGAAUUCAAGUUGCACUCUCGCGAGAAGAAAUUUGUCGUUCGUGACUUCAACUACAAUGAGGACGAAAUACUGUCUGGCAAGAAUGAGAUCACAAAGCUCGUCACCGACAAGAAGAAGCAGUUUGGGCCGCUGGUAAGAUGGUUAAAAGUUAAUUUCAGCGAAUGUUUCUGUGCCUGGAUCCACGUGAAGGCCUUGAGGGUGUUUGUGGAAUCUGUACUCAGAUAUGGUUUACCGGUCAAUUUUCAAGCUAUCUUGAUUCAUCCCCAUAAAAAGAUGACGAAACGUUUGAGGGACGUGCUUAACCAGCUUUACGGUCACUUAGACAGUAGCGCUGCUCUUUCCGGGUCAAACGUGGAUAGUGUGGACAUUCCUGGCUUAGGAUUUGGCCAAUCAGAGUACUACCCGUACGUCUACUAUAAAAUAAACGUAGACAUGAUCGAGACUACAAAAGUUUAGACUCCAUAUUCCAUAACCUUAAGUCCAUAGGUUUACGUUAUACCUAGGUCAUAAAAUUUUAAACUCCUAAAGUACUGCAUAACUACAGUUGUUAGUAUUUGAAUGUUAUAUUCUGCCAAGGCACAUAUUUAUGAAAAGUAGGGCUGUUUAAAUAAUUUCUUUUUUGUCGAAAUAUUCUCUGAAUGUAUAUAACAGUAUUUUUGCAUACAUGUAAUAAAUAAUGUAUAUUGUGCAAUACCGUUUUAAUAUAGCGCGCUUUUGGGUAAACUUUUGACAAUAUUUUAAAUAAUGAGAAAUUGCGUAAUAUUUACAAUAGUAAUUGUAAGUAUCUUUUUGUUAUUUCAGACAGUAUUGAAUUUGUUGUACAUAAAGUGUAUAUACCAAAAUAUAUAAACAAUAAAUAAUUUGCUAUUAAGAUCAUUUUUACUAAAGGAGACAAUUCCAUUGUACUAUAAACUUCUCCUUAGUUGAACUUGUUAAAGUAGGCAUUAUGGUAUUAAGAGGUUAUUUGUUCCAUUGUAAUGUUGUUAGAAUAUUAAAAAAACUCAAACUGAA
Messenger RNA from Anoplophora glabripennis (Asian longhorned beetle), 1917 nucleotides. RefSeq names its product V-type proton ATPase subunit C (gene Vha44). The transcript has 9 exons. The record is from RefSeq and is a predicted model, not a curated record. Lineage: Eukaryota; Metazoa; Arthropoda; Insecta; Coleoptera; Cerambycidae. Gene Ontology annotation, molecular function: proton-transporting ATPase activity, rotational mechanism. Bases 202 to 1362 code for a protein of 386 amino acids. Gene Ontology annotation, biological process: proton transmembrane transport. Gene Ontology annotation, cellular component: vacuolar proton-transporting V-type ATPase, V1 domain; lysosomal membrane.